AUGACCUAUGCUCUUGGUAUAUACGGAAGUAUGUUAACUCGAGCUCAAAAACAUGUCUUAGAAAUGACUCACCGCAAGGUAUUACUACAAAUCACUGGCGCAUAUCGCACCACCCCAUACACAUCACUCUGCAAAAUAGCGGAUAUUCCACCAUUCGAACACCUUAUCGAGUAUCAUGUCAACCUGUCGACCUGUCUAAAUGGCAACCUCUCACUACUUGACCUCCCCAGAGAUCGACCUCUCGAAAACAAAUCUUCUCUCAGCCUCUCCUCUCGCGCAGAGAAUGUUAUUCCAAUUACCAAAAUCCAUCCACCAGACGCUCCGACUGAAACUACAUUCAUUGCCUACACCGAUGGAAGUAAAACAACGGAUGGAGUCGGCUUUGGACUGGUGAUAUACGACAAUUCAGGAAAAAUAAAGCACCAGGCUAGCUUACCACUAUUCAGUUAUGCCAGCAUUUUCCAGGCUGAAUGUCUGGCGAUCAUUCGAACACUUGAGCUCAUCAACAGUCGAAUAUGUAAAGCGGGUGAAUCUGUGCACAUAUUCACCGACUCCCAGAGUAUAUUCACAUGUCUCAGGUCCCGACUCAUUCAACACCCACUGAUUGAACAGAUAAGGGAACAAAUCAUCACCACGAUAAACAAAGGCAUUAGAAUAAACAUCUCCUGGACCAAGGCACACGUUGGUACAAUCGGUAAUGAAAAGGCUGACCAAUUGGCCAAGGCAGGCAUUAGGGCCAAGACCAAGAUAAACUAUGUAGAUGUUCCCCGUUGUUUUGUUAAGCAUCAGCUUAAAGCACUGGCCAAAACAAACACAAAUAAGCGUUUGGCUCUAAACGAAUCAAAAUCAAUAAUCCCAGUUCUAGGAAACUGGAACAAGGAUCCAUACAAGCUCAACCUCGCUAAGCAAACAUUCCAACUCAUAUCCGGCCAUGGUCCCUUUCCCUCAUACCUGAAACGUUUCGGUCUGAAAGAAGAUGAAGCAUGUUUGUGUGGCGAACCAACGGCCAAUGCAACCCACUACCUGGACGACUGUCCACUAGUCGACCAAGCCAGGACGCACUUUCGGAUACAAACUGAUGUGAGAGAUGUAAAACCUUCCAAAUUCAUCGGACAUCAGCUAAAUAAUGACACCGAGGCAAUAAACAAAUUCUGUAAAGAAGUCAUCAGAAUAAUAAGAAAAGAAGGCAUCAACAGAUGA
This is a messenger RNA of Panonychus citri (citrus red mite), 1200 nucleotides long. RefSeq lists its product as uncharacterized. Gene Ontology annotation, biological process: DNA replication, removal of RNA primer. The transcript has a single exon. Gene Ontology annotation, molecular function: RNA-DNA hybrid ribonuclease activity; nucleic acid binding. The record is from RefSeq and is a predicted model, not a curated record. NCBI's taxonomy places the organism in Eukaryota, Metazoa, Arthropoda, Arachnida, Trombidiformes, Tetranychidae. Bases 1 to 1200 code for a protein of 399 amino acids.